This is a messenger RNA of Ailuropoda melanoleuca (giant panda), 1314 nucleotides long. It is a transcript of the gene COPZ2, whose product is annotated as coat protein complex I subunit zeta 2. The coding region runs from base 1 to 1029 and encodes 342 amino acids. Gene Ontology annotation, cellular component: COPI vesicle coat. NCBI's taxonomy places the organism in Eukaryota, Metazoa, Chordata, Mammalia, Carnivora, Ursidae. The transcript is spliced from 11 exons. Gene Ontology annotation, biological process: intracellular protein transport; intra-Golgi vesicle-mediated transport; retrograde vesicle-mediated transport, Golgi to endoplasmic reticulum. The record is from RefSeq and is a predicted model, not a curated record.
AUGCACAUUGACCCGAAGGAUGACGACAGCGAUUUUGUCCCCGAGGGGUCUAACCAGGACAGCCUGCGGACCCCGCCGCAAACCAAACGCACGGGCCAGGGGGGAGGCGGCCGGGGAAAGCAGGGCCGGGCCCGGGAAAGCGCGAUUCGGGGAGCUCUGGCCUCGGUGGCACCGAGCGCCGCGGAGGAGGAGAGAGGGGAAGGAGAGCCGGGCUGCGGGGCGCAGGGCGGAAGCCAAUGGCAGGGUGUCUGCCUUGAGUCAGGAGCCAACGGAGCUCUCCCCUGGUGUCAGUUGCAGGAACCUUCCCUCUACACCAUCAAGGCUGUUUUCAUCCUAGAUAAUGACGGACACCGCCUCCUGGCCAAGUAUUAUGAUGAUACAUUCCCCUCCUUGAAGGAGCAGAUGGCCUUCGAGAAAAAUGUCUUCAACAAGACCAGCCGGACUGACAGCGAGAUUGCGUUUUUCGGGGCCAUGACCAUCGUCUACAAGAGCAGCAUUGACCUCUUCCUGUAUGUGGUGGGCUCCUCCCAUGAGAAUGAGCUGAUGCUCAUGUCUGUUCUCACCUGCCUGUUUGAGUCCCUGAACCACGUGUUAAGGAAGAAUGUGGAGAAGCGCUGGUUGCUGGAGAACAUGGAUGGAGCCUUCUUGGUGCUGGACGAGAUCGUGGAUGGCGGCGUGAUUCUGGAGAGCGACCCUCAGCAAGUGAUCCAGAAAGUGAAUUUUAGGGCAGAUGACAGCAGCCUGACCGAACAGAGUGUGGCCCAGGUCUCUCUGCCCAGACUAAUCCUGCUUUCACGGAGCUUCCUGCCUCAGUGCACUAACUACCUCCCUGCUGUGACAGCUAAGGCAGGGGACGGACCCAAGCCAUCCGGUGUGGAACCCACCUCCUUUACUGCCCUUGCUGCUCACCCUGCCUCUCCCUCCUCCCAGCUCCCGUGCCUCCUCAUACUUCGCUGGGAUGAAGGCAGCCACGUGGCAGCCUUCAGGUUCUUCAGUCUGCCAAGGAACAAAUUAAAUGGUCGUUACUGAAAUGAAGGCUGUGCAUUCAGGGCUCCCAGCCCCCAGAGCACUUCCCCAGUCCUGGCAAAAUCUCAGAGACCCCAGGGAACAGGAAAAACCCCUCUGUAUCCCUAAGCCCUCCCAGAACUGACUGCUGAGGUCUCUGGCCAGGAACUCUGAGAUGCAAAGAUUUGGCUUCAGCCCUGAUUCACCCCUUCUCACUGCCCUGGCCUGCCCCUUGGGCCAUGAGAACCAUCUCAGACUUUAGGCAUCCCUGGCCCCAGAACCCUAAUAAACCUGCUUUGUCUCCUGCCA